GCACAAUGCAAGCGCGUGUUUGUUUUGCAUGGUUUCGCAAGUUCUGCGUCGGCUUGCGCUCCAGCCGCCGUAGUGGUCGUAGAGCGUAGUUGGAGUGGUCGUUCAGUGAACUCGAUUACGCUCGCAAUGUUUACCGCAAGUAGUGCGGCGGAAACGUCUUGAACGUCUUCUGUGAUUUUAUCCUGGUCACAUGUCUGGCACCGAGGGCCCGUUAGCUGUAGGUAUGCCACUCUUCAAGAAGUCCAAGGAGUCCGACGAUUAUCGAACCAAGUUGCAGCGAAAGCUGUACAUCGCCCAGGAAAGUCCGGACAACACUUUCGAUUUAUCCGAGUGCGCACUCGGUGACGUGCCGUCCGGCGUGUUUUCCAAGUGUCGCGUGUUUCGUAAGACGACCUUGAUACUGCGGAACAACAGACUGACUUCGAUUAGCGGAGGAGGUUUGUUGAAAGAUCUUUGUGACAUUACCGUGCUCGACUUGGAAAGCAACCUCUUGGCGAAAUUACCCGACGAGUUCGGUUUCCUUCGCAGCCUAGUCGUGCUCAAUUUAAAGGGCAACGCCCUGAAAAAAUUGCCUGGAAGCUUUGCAAACUUGACUAGUUUGCAGUCGCUGAACCUAAGUGAUAACAAGUUCAAAGACUUUCCGCCGCCGAUUCUCCGAUUGCGAAAACUUAGGCACUUGGAUAUAACGCAAAAUGCCAUCACGAAACUGCCGAACAACUUCUUCGAGCUGCGGUCGCUACGGUCUUUCGUCCUGGACAGCUACAACUUCAGCUUUCCCGACGCCGAAGUUUGCGCGCAGCCACUCGAAUCUCUUAUGCUCCACUUGUGCAAUCUUGCAGGCGUUGAAUAUGUCCCUCCAGUUGAUGAGCCUGACACGAACGACUGUAAAGACGAGACUGCAGCGACCGCUGCGUUAAUCGGUGUUGACCUGGAUGACCAGUACAAGCAAUUUGAAGAGAGGAGAGAGAGGCGACGCCAGGAGCUGUUGCAAAUGGAAGAGGAGCUGAGAGAGAGCGCCGUGAACCGUGCUGCAGUCUCGGAACUCACGAACAAACACCGGCAAGAGCUGCUGCUCGAAAUAGCACGUGAACAGGACACCUUGGAAGACGCCAUCUUAGAGGUACAAAGUAAGAAGGACAUAGAGAAGCAGAAGCUCGUAUCGCUACUACUGCACUUGGAAAACCAUUCAGCCGAGCUGAUUCAGCAGAUUUCCAACGACAUGAGGUUGAAGAACUCCGAAAUGCUGGCACGCGCUCUAGAACAGGAGCAACUGGAAAUGAAGGAACUCUUCAACAUGCAACAGCAGGAAAUAGACAGCUCUCGGCGUAAGGAGAUUCUGCGUUCAAUGGCCGAAAUGCUGCACCAAGAGGAACAGCAACGCCUGUACAGACAAGCCAGGGACAGCAUAGUUAAAGGAAUCCAGGAAGAGGAAGCAGCUUGCGACGAGUUGCUGAGAGGCGCUAUAUUCUCCAAAACUAAGCAGCAGGAUGAAACGCUCAGUCGCAUUAUUGACGAGGAGAGAUAUCAAAUGGAGGCAUUCAAAGCGCUGCAGUUGAGGCACGACUACACGCACCGUCACCUGAUGCAGCAAAUCAGGCUGGUCGAGAAAGAGUUGAAGAAACUGACAGACGUCGAGUUGAAGAAACGCGAUUUCAAAGUCAUGUCCGACCUCGAUGUCCUCUCCAAGCAUCGCGUCGAGCUCGCUUAUCUUCUUUCUCAGUUGCUCGACGAAAAAGCAACGCGGGAGAAGCAGCUGCAAGAUCAGCUGAAGGCUAUAGAAGCUCACAGAAGGCAAGAGAUGAACGAUUUUUGGUUGAUACAGUACCAGAAACUUCUCGACAGGAAGCCGCAAGACAUAUGUGACAUGGAUGAGAAGUUAGACCCACGCAUUCGUGACGUCCUGCUUCUGGCCAACGCGUCACACUAUGCCACACUCUUUGCAAGCAAGGAUUUAGACUGGGAGCACUUCAUCGAGCUGGAGUGGAAAGACUUUAGGAGCCUGGGAAUCAACUCUGACACUGUUGUACAGAUGAUGCUGUCCGCAAGAGAGCAGUAUCUCAGUGAAUGCCCAACUGUGAAGCCAAGUGCGCCUUCUCCGGACCAAUCGCCUCUCGACGAAAAAGCUGCCGCUGCUGGUGACAUUUCAAUAUUACAAGUGCCUGAGCUCAGGCUCUGGUGUAGCUCUGAGUGUGUCAUUUGCUUUGAGGUGACGAGGCUGCUUGUAUUUGUCCCAUGUGGUCAUGUCUGCUGCUGCGAACAGUGUAGUGCGGGAGUGAACCAGUGUCCUCUGUGCAGAGCAGACUGUCGAGGGCAAAUUGUCGGCCACGUAACUGGUUGUGCACAAACGUGUGUUCGUUUUCCUUUUCUUUUUUGCAUAUCUAUGUUAAACCUAGUCUCUGCUUCAAGCAUGUGGUUGUGCGCCUUUUUCGACAGCAGCGUAUUUGCUAUGGUGAUUACACUUUUAAUGUGUUUGCGCCCAAACUACCUCCUACUGCGAGAAUGUCAGGCAUGCUUUUUUUUUUUUCCAAUCGAAUGACAAAGGAGAAAGUGCCGUUUGCUGGUAGCUUUUAUAUUCCUGCAUAACUAGCUAACUUGAUCAGAUUGAAUGUGUUGUGCGAGUGUGCACUGUCAACUCACAAUUCAAACUGUUAGCGUCCACGAAUCUUCGUCUGAAGUUUGUAGAAAGUAUGAUAAAAAAAAGAAGAAAAAUUGAUUCUUGGCGAUAACUGGUAUGCUCACAAAAACAGUGCUACAAAGUUGAUCGGCUACUGCUAAGUUGCACUUUGCAGAAGAGAGAGCAUCGCAUAUGUUGUAUGCAUAUUCAGUUAUGAUAAUGUGACGGAAUUAUGGUGUCUUCUAAAGUCAUAUCUGAGAACAUGCAGGACAGCUUUAAUAUCACACUUAGCUGCACUUUUAAUACACAUUCCUUUGGAAACCCCAGAUUAGCCAUUUCAUACAGGCCUUUUCAGGUGAACCAAACAGUUUGAACUACACUAAAGUCCUGAUCACAUUAAAUUAUUUUGAACGUGCAUUGAAAGACAAAUAUUAUAUUGCUUGAAAUCAACUUAAAUUUUGGAUUAGCAGAAUUCCAGUAAUUGUGAGUCAACUGUGAUGCAGACAGUUUUUUUACAUUCAACAAAAAAAUGUCCGGUCAUGUUCUAGCACUUACCUGACACUGCAAACAAACCAGCUUUGCCAGGACAGUGAGCAUGCUAGCAUGCUUGUAUGCUGCCUCUCUUGGUGGCUGAAGGUUCGGCAUUGCGUAGUGUGCUUAGAAACGAACAAAACUGUGAUGCCUAUAAGUGCCACCCCUGUCACACAACUGCUUUAACUGCUCAUGGAAGCCAAUUUCUACUGAGAUUUCGAGCCUAACUGGCUCAUGUCACUGCCGCAUAAUAGCUUGGAUGUAUAGCUGUUAUGAGUGUUUUUUUUUGUUUGCAAUGGCAUGGUGGCAAUUACUCCAAGCUCCUUUUUACAAUUCUGCUACAUCUAGUUUCUACAUUCAAGACUGAUUGUUCAUCUUGCGUCAUACCAUUUUAACAUACUACAGUUAUUGAAAAUUUAAAUAGUCAAAUUAUUGAAUGUACGAUUAGUAGACCAGAGUAGAUUUAGUGGCUUGUAUAACUGCACCUGGCCAGAAUUCAAAGGCUAUUGUAAAGCACUCCUCUAGAAAAUAUUGUCAUUCUAAUUUCGUGCUUUACUCAUGUUAAUGUAUGUUUCAUGCACUUAAUUUAGAUCGCCAUGCUAGGUGCCCCUGCCAUGUUAGUGUGCCAUGCUAGUGAUAGUGGAGUUUUCAUCACAAAAAUCUUUAGCACGCUGCUGUAAAGUGAACAUGUUUUGCGGGUUGACCUUUAGAUCUGUGUAUUGUCACUGGCAGCUCUACAAGACAACUGUCGCCAUCUUCGAGGGUCGUGCUGCGAAAACUUUUAAUGCCGCUUAUUAUUGGCAAUCUUUAAAAGGGCCCUAGAAAACAUUUUCUUGAAAAACGAGCAACACGCUGGAAUGAAUGUGAUACCUUUCAAGGAAUAUACUAGUCUUGCCCAGAAAAAGGUUUUCGAACAAGACCUAAUGUGAUAGAAGAUAUGAAGAGAAGAGUACUAUGUCUGCUUUCUCCAUCACCCUUGAGCUUAUCAUUACCUCUCAGCUAGGGACGUACAUGGCAAUAGCAGUUUGUGCCCAUGGCUCCUUUCUGCAAUCGUUUUUUUUUGUGACACACUUAUGGUAACUUUUCUGAGAUUGAAACCAGAUGAAGCGUCAGAGAAAGACAAAGAAGUUAUGACAGGAUUGGUGGAGCACACCAACUGCCAAUCCCCAUUUCCCCAACAGUCUGAUAACGUGUGAAUGCAUGUGCAAGCCGGUACUUGGGAGCUGUAAUUCAUAAUCAAGACCAUUUGCCAAUGGCUGGUAUUUAUGGGCUGCCACCGCCAUAUGCGAGUUGACUGGAAUUGUAAAAAAGUGAUGAGGAAGUCUGCCUUAUGACGGUCAGACAGGUUUGUGUAAGGUCAUUGGAAAAAAAAAAUCAUUCCCAGCAGAUGUAUGCCAGAUUGAGGAACUGAUGCAUCAAAAACAGUGAAGCUCUAUGAGCGAGUUCUUACACUGUUCGUUAAGAGUACUUGAGGUCUACUGUUCGUUGGCUCUACUUAGUAAUGAUAUAUCGUUAAGGCUGCCUGCACAUUCCCUUCAACAUCCUAGUCAUAUGGCAUCUUCAAGGCUUUCACAAAGAUUGUGUUGACUGCUUUUUACAUGUACCUUUACUUUACCUGCACUUCAACUGUACCAUUAUUUUCACCUGCACCUGUACCUUCACCAUCGGCUAAACCCUGACAGAGAGCCAGUAAAGCACGACGCAAGAAAAAGAAAUUACAGAUUACUGGCUAAAAACGCCACACUAAGGAGGUGUAUUAUCUCUUCAUGUGGGGUACUAUGCACAAAAAGCAACUUGUCUCUUGUAAUCAUUGAUAACUACAUGCAAGAAUAUGGGACUGAGAUUCGGAUUCCAUUGACUGGUGCUGUGCAUGCCUCUGCAAGCCGGCCUUCAUCGCAUGAAAACAGCUGCAAAACUCUCUUUAGCAGGCUUGCUGGUUGAGCCGAGAUUUCAAAAACUACAGAAAAGAGCAAACAAUUUGUUAAGGUAGAUUGUCAGUCCUUUGGUGCGUGCAGUGGGUUAAAAUUCAGCUUGAUUGUUUGUGGCACUAUUGGCUACUGAUAAACAUUUUCUUGCUGCUUUUAGAAAAUGUUUCAGGGCCACCUCAGUGACUCCACUCCAGUCAUUUCAAAAGAUUUAAGGGCGCACGAUCAGCAUAGAUGAGGGUCGUAUUAAAGCGCCUAACCUCAUAUCUGGCAAUGGGCCAAAAUCGCAACACUUACUUUGCAGUUUUAUAUCUGCAUGCCGCUGAACACUGCAUGUUUAGUCUGGUUGGCGUGUGAACGGAAAACAGCCCUUCUCAAAACGGCUCGUGGAGAGAUUGUGCUUUAUGUUCGAACCACAUUUUCUGUAUAAAAAGGUGCAGCGGCUAAUCAAAAGCCAACCUAUGUUGGUGGGGCUAUAUCCAUCAUCAAAGUUUGCCAAAACAAUUGUGUAUUUUCAAUACAACUGGAGUUAGCCGACUAAUUCAUGUUCAGUACGCAAAGGAAAAUCUCUGUGAUAUAAGCCCAACUUUUGUUGACCUUCUUUAAAAAGUUCAAGUUUGUAUAGGAUGUAAAAGUGUCCUGACAGGUGUUUAUACAGUUAUGUGCAGUAGAAGCCUUGUUAAUUUCAUGUUUGAUCCAGAUGAGAUUUCACAAUGAAUAGCAUGCAGGUCCAUUGUUCAGUAAUAGCACGCGAACACUCGGCAUCUUCUGGAAUUAGCGAAGAAAAGUGGCAAUAAGGAGUUCUGGCUAGUCCAUAUAUAUAUAUAUAUAUAUUUUUCCAGAAUAAUGGAUACUGGGUUAGUUGAGACAUAGAUAGCAGUAACCACACUGGUUAAUGACAUCUAACUUUCUGUCCAAUGGCUUUGCAUUAAAUGGAGAAGGAUGGAACAAAAGAAAACUGCACUCUAAUGAUUACAUCACUGCUAACACUAUACACCAGCAGCUUUGUAAUAUGUGGUUGGCCAUUGCAUUGAUAAGCUUCGUGUCUAUACUGGUCUCACUUUGUGUCAGAAGACUGUGACAUUAGUGUUGAGAGUUUUUUUACACAACACUGUGUGUCGCAACACAACUUUGUGUCACGAGUGCUGCGUCUCCCAGUGCUGCUAAUCUUGUGUGUCCCUCCAGUAAACCAUUGUGCAAAAGCAGGCUCAAACGUAGCAUGACAUGCUGGCAACAGACUUAGAACAUGCCCCCUAUAGAGGUGCUCAUCUUAUGGAAAUUGACAUGUAUGACUUUGCUUUGCCUCGCUUUUUUUUUUAACGCUUUACCUUGCUAAAGUUCCUGUCAAAGUGCUCAGCACCUACAUCCCUACAUCUGGAAUGACAAAAUACGUUGCCUUAUGAAGCAGUUUCAUCCCAUCUGAAAAUGCAAGGUGCAAGGAGCAGUCUCGGACAAAUUUGCCAGCAAUUUUUCAGUGCACUGGUAGAGAUGUAGAAAAAGAAAGGAGUAAGAAAUGUCGUGAAACACAACACCCUCCGUGAGAACUGUGAAUCGGAUGAGUUGGCAUUUGCUCAUUAUAUUUUUUGCCGUGCAAAUCUACACUCUAGAAAGAACAGCAUUGUAUUUUGCUUAGGCCAGUUUUACAGUUCCUCGACAUAACAAAUUGCGCAAUUGCUUGGAGUUUUAUAAGUCAAGUCUGUGUUCUCAUACAAGUCUCAGUUUGUAACUAACGAUUGCAUAGGUAUGCCGGAAGGCGAGGGCUGGGGAGGGUGCAAACGCCUCCCCCCAGAUAUUUAGUUUGUAUGCAUAUAUUUGUGCACAAACAUACAGACACAUGGACAUACAUAUCUACACCCCUCAAGGAUAGCACUAUCACAUUUGCAUACUUGUAUCGUGGAUCCCUCGUAAUGCACUUCAUAUCAGAUGUGCUGAAAGAGUAUAAUUAAGAGACGAUCUCUCACUUUUGCAAAGCUACCUGUACAGUGUCCAUUUUCUAGUGUGAUUGCAUGACAUUGUGCAGCAUCAUUUUAGUGGAUAUAAGUGCAGCAAGAUUGAAAUUUCACUACCACUCAUAACAUGGCUUUCUGAGAAUGUGAACCACAUCUAGAUGUCCAUUUGACUCUAUGCUAACAUUUAACGGCUCAACGAGCUAUGAACUUGCUUGUGUGAGAAGAGUGUAUAUCAAAUAUGUUUAUGACUUUAGAGUGACAGCAAUGGACCCUUAAGUCAACAGAUUUUGUUACAUCAAUUGUUUCGUCCAAACAUGAUAUGCCGUACAGCAUCUUUUUGUCGUCAGCAAUCAAGUUGGGAUAGUGGUUGCUGACGUCAUACGAUGGUGCAGUGUGGAACAAAUGAGAACAAAAGAAACUGCCGAGUGUCUGUUGCUCCGCUUGAGGAGUGUGUGCAUACCAGAUACGACCAAUGGCAGAUGUUUCAAAGCCACUUCAUGAAAGACGGGAAUAGCAACUAGGGACCUCUGGCAGAGCUCUAAAGCUUGAGGGAUUAAAGAGAACCAUUCGUCUUGGGAGUGGCAUAGGCUUGGAAGAGCUUCCAGUAACAUGUCCUGAAAACCACUAUAUUGGAGCACCGCUCGAACUUGAGAUUAUUGGUGAAAACUGUUAAGUCAAGGAUACCUGCAGUGAGCGUGACGAUGAUGUUUGUCUUGUCUGCUGUUAAAGAUGGCACAUUUUACUUCUGUGAUUUCACUUUUCACGUUUUUAUAAGCUGUCAUCUGUUGAUGCUUGCACUUGUGUGUAUACACUUCCUGUGGUAAACACAAAAAGUAGUACCUUGUUUUAUUGCUUCCGAGACUGCAGAGUGAGGCUGUGACAAAUAAGUUCGGUAAAAACGUGGAGUUCUUUUUUUCGCAGUUUAUUUUCUGUACUGCUACUACUGUCUGUGCUCCUAUCAUUGAUAGAGAUAUGGCAUGCAUACUAGAACAAAUAUGUUAACGAAAGAAUUUCUACAGUAAUUUUUAACCCUUUGCGUACCACUACUUUGCUUGGUUGUAAAAGUUCGCUUGAUAAUAAUUGCAGAUGUGACAGACACUGCAUUCAUAGAUACAUGCUUGGAAGGCAUACAGUGCAAUCUACAUUUUUCAUUACGAUGUUUAAUGCUGCCAUAACUGUAAUGAACUACUGAUAAGUGAAGUUUAUGCUAGCGACUUUUUUUUUUGCCACUCCUGUACAAAGUUAAUUUGAGUUAAAUGCGGUGAUCAAAUUAUUUUAUGCUUGCCAUAAAGAUGACACGUAACGUUUAGAAAGCUGGUUUCAGUAAUAAUUGUGUGUCAGGCAAAACGAAGUCAAAAUCUGUGAGGUGAAGCUGAUUAGAGUCUUUAGAGGGGGACUUCUAAACAUCCCAUACAACUACCUGGCUUUACUUUGUAUUGUAUGUGGAUAAUUAUCUGCAGUAACUAGAUGCUAGGCAGAUAGAUGACUGACAAGCUCAACUUUUUUCAGAAGCAAGCCAUGAUUUCGGACAGGGCUCUAGCCCUACAUACCCACUGUAUCGCUUGGUUUUAUUGAAAUUAUUUCUAAGCAUUUGUUAUUUACAGCAUAGUUAAUUCAGUAGAGUAAUAGUGCUGCACUGUGUAAAAAUGCACACUAUUUGAUGCAUCAUCACAUUGAGAGUGCUGGAGGUUAUGAACAUUUUGCCCUUGCACAUGUACAUAACACUGUUCCUCAGUGGUGAAGUUGAGUGCAAUUCAAA
Rhipicephalus sanguineus (brown dog tick) is the source of this 8778-nucleotide messenger RNA. Its product is annotated as E3 ubiquitin-protein ligase LRSAM1-like. Gene Ontology annotation, molecular function: protein binding. The record is from RefSeq and is a predicted model, not a curated record. Lineage: Eukaryota; Metazoa; Arthropoda; Arachnida; Ixodida; Ixodidae.